UGGCUGGGCCGGGCUGCCGCUCGCCUCCCCCUCGGCGGCGCUGAAAUGGGAGCCGGAGCCGGCUUGGAGCGGGGCUGUUUCGCCACCUCUCUCUGCUCCGGGAGGCUGGCCUUGGCAGGGCGGGUCUUGGGUUUAUAGGCGAGGCGAGGCGGCUCUUCGGCUCUGCAGACGGCGGCGGGCCUGGGGGACGCAGAUCCCAACCGCUCCUGGCAACUAGUUGACCACACCUUCUGUGGGACUGGUCCUCAAAAGGAAAAGACUACCUGCCAACAGUUUUAUCUGGGAGAUUCAAUACUUGAAGAUAACUGAGUCUCCAUUGUGAUGGCUGGAAACUCAGGGACCGUCAAGGGAUCUACUUCCUUCAAUCCUGAAGAGGAUGCCCAGAAACUCCGAAAGGCUAUGAAGGGCUUGGGCACGGAUGAAGAUGCCAUUACUGACAUUGUGGCCAAAAGGACAUCGGCCCAACGACAGCAAAUUAUAAUCGCCUACAAAUCCACCAUUGGCCGAGAUCUGAUUGCUGACUUGAAGUCUGAAUUGAGUGGAAAUUUUGAGAGGACCAUUGUUGGCUUAAUGACUCCCAGCACACUGUAUGAUGUGCAGGAACUGAAGAACGCUAUGAAGGGGGCUGGGACAGAUGAAGGCUGCAUGAUAGAAAUCUUGGCUUCUCGUACAAAUGAGGAAAUUCGACGGAUUAUUGACACCUACAAACAUCAGUAUGGAUGCACACUUGACAAGGACAUUGUCUCAGACACGUCUUCAAUGCUUCGGAGAGUUCUGGUAUCUUUGGCAACUGGCAAUAGAGAUGACAGCCGGUAUGUUGAUGAGGGCCUUGCCCAACAAGAUGCUCAGUGCCUGUAUGAAGCGGGGGAGAACAGAUGGGGGACAGACGAGGCCCAGUUCAUGACUAUCCUCUGUUCCAGAAACCCAAAUCAUCUACUGAAGGUGUUUGAAAACUACAAGACACUUUCUGGUAAGGAUAUUACGGACAGCAUUAAAUCCGAGAUGUCAGGGGACCUUGAAGAUGCUUUGUUAGCAAUAGUAAAAUGCAUCAGAAAUAAGAGAAGCUACUUUGCUGAAAGGCUGUAUAAAUCCAUGAAGGGUUUUGGAACUGAUGAUAAUACACUCAUUCGAAUCAUGGUGUCCCGGUGUGAAAUUGACAUGAUAGCUAUUAAGGCAGAGUUCAAGCGGAUGUAUGGGAAAUCCCUCUACUCCUUCAUUAAGGGAGACACCUCAGGAGACUACAGAAAAGCUUUACUUAUUCUGUGUGGUGGCGAAGACUGAGAAAUGAAUAGUUCAUGUCCACCGCUGUCAGCACUGCAUAUCGUUGACCUUUAAGUGGUCUCAGCCUCUUGCAAUAAUGCUUUUAUUUCUUGGAGAAUGCUUUGAUGUACACAGUGUGCCAGUUUUGCAUUAUGCCGAACUGAAGUUCUGCCUGCUAGAAGAUCUGUUCAAAUAGCCCUUGAAAAAUUAUCACCUCCUUGGUAGCAGGGUGGGGAACUGGGAUGGAUUAUUCAUUAUAGGAAGUAUAAUUUUUAUUUUUAAUCUGGCCUUUGCGGUCCUGGCUUCUUAUCUACAAUGCAAAAAGGCACCUAACCAGAAAUCAGAAACUUUCCUGUUGCUCCUUUCGAGUGCAGUUGGUGAUUGUACAUCUUUGCUAUUGGUGACAUUUCAGGUUUAGCUCUACGAUACUUUGGAGAUCUUGACUGCUGAAUUUUUAAGUUGUCCUAAAUGCUUGUCCUUGAAUGCUGGCCAGACUUCAUAAACUACUGGUAUAAUUAAAGUUGCCAGUGAAUUGAUUUAUGCUGGUAGUUUGUUUGCUCCUUUCUCCUUUUCUCUUUUUUCUUUUGUCCUGAAGGAAAACAAACACCACUGGAUGGGAAAAAUAAACUUUUUUUUCCAGACAUACAAAUAAGUGCCAGGUUGUAAUAUAGAGGUUUAUCUAGUUCUAAUAUGUGUAUCAGAGACCUGCCUAUAAACAUAAAUCGGAAAGGGCCCACCCAAUCUAGUAACUUGUGUAAAAUCAUGUGACUUUAAAAAAAUGAGUCCUCAUACUUAUGGGGGACCCCUACCUUCCUAAAUGCUUUAGAAACUGGAGUGUUGGUGUGGACCUUCUAUUAGUUAUGGAGAUUUUCUCAUUACAAAUAUCUCUGUUCCUGAUACUGGUUUCUUCCAGGAUGUUCUGUAUUUUCCUUUCUGAGAAUGUUCUGUAUUUUCCUUUUUGAGCUGUAGACAAGAAGCUGGACAUAUUCAAAAGUCUUUGCAUAUGAACAUGUUCUUAUAUACUACACACAUGUUGAGUGCAAUUUCUGUCAACAAAAUGUAACUUGCAGGAUAAACAGAUGAGUUCAGAUUUGUAUAAUGUCAGUCAGAACGCUGAAUGUUUGUGGUAUAUAAUUUAGAAUACAGUACUUCUUUACUGGUUAUGGUGUUAACUAUUCACAAUAUGAAAACUGCUUUCAAUUGAAUAUAUGUAAAUUCUGAUACAUUUUUGUGCCUUUUCUACAAUAUGGCAGCAGUGGCUUUGAAUUGUUUCUUAAGACUCAGUUUCUUGUUCCUGCGGCAGUGUUGCUUUAGAGUGAACAUAAAACUGAAGACUUAUUUCUGUGUAAUGUAAGACUAGCUUUCUGUCAUAAUGGGACCUCAACUUUGACCUGAACAGGAAACUUUUCCAAGCAAAGUGGGGUAUUUGUCAGGAUAACGCAAUUGAAAAAGAGUGAGACGUAACUGGAAAAUAUUUAACUGGCAUAGAAGGUAGACAAAUAUACAUUGACCAUCUAAAUUAUAAAAUGGCACUAUGAUGCUUGCUUUGCUAUUCAAUAAACCAAAUAUGCCUCUGA
Molecule: messenger RNA, 2837 nt
Organism: Sphaerodactylus townsendi
Lineage: Eukaryota; Metazoa; Chordata; Lepidosauria; Squamata; Sphaerodactylidae
Gene: ANXA4
Product: annexin A4
Exons: 14
Coding region: 322-1281 (319 amino acids)
Cellular component (GO): cytoplasm
Molecular function (GO): calcium-dependent phospholipid binding; calcium ion binding
Source: RefSeq, a predicted model, not a curated record